GAAAACGGUCAAUUUCUCCUUCUGUUGAAUCAAGAGAAUCCAAAAAGGGAAAAACCAUAGAGGCGGAAUUUAGUAACAUUUGUGAUUUGAUCGAACAUUUACGAAAUAGUAAAAAAGAGGUUAUUGCAUCAACGUCCAGUUCAACCAGUAUUGAAGAUAAGAUUGAAGGAAUGAGUAUAAAAGAGGAAGAAGUUAACCCAUCCAAUAUUAUUAAAAACCCUCAAAACAAACCUCUUGCACUUCUAAGAGUUCCGAUCACAAGUUCCUCGUCACCGGCACUUCAGCCAGUUCAAAGCGAAGACUUCUACUUUUUUGAGGAUCUUAAUCUCAGUUUCGGUCGUUAUAAUGAUUUCUCAACUCACUUCCAGUCCUCCGAAACGUGGUACCUAGCGGAUGGUAUUUUAUCUCCCAAGUUAGUCCCGGCGAAAACGGUGGUUGCUUUAUCGCCAAAAGGCGUAGUUAAAGAUGAAUUUCAAGAAUUCGGAAAGGAUCUUGUACAGACAUUUUACAUGUCACCUUGGUCACUAGAGGAGUUGUUAUUUUGCCGGAAACACGUUUUCCCGGACGUUCCUGAAGACAUAAUGUUAGCUCUUUAUGACAAGGCAGGCGGUGUGCCAAGAUACGUUUUCCGGAGGGUUGAAAGCUCAUUGAAAUAUGAUUUAGAUCCAAAAACACCCGAAGGGAAAGAGAUGAUCAUAAAGAAAGCUUUUGAACGCGUUGAAUUUGCUCUUUUGCAAGUUAAAAACUUCGACGAUCUUAUAGCUUGCUUCACCGAAAACGCCUAUUUUGUUCAAUAUAGCAGUCGCCUUGUUCAUCGAUGGCCAGAUCCUUCUUAUAAUAAUUAUCACCUUCAAUGGGCUUCUCGUUAUAUAUACGAUGAGAUCGAGAGAAGACUAGAGAAACAGUCAUGGAGCUUUCUUUUAGAGAGGAUCCAAAUGAUGAGAAACUACCCCAAUGCUAGAGGGAUUAUGUUCGAGAUGUACGUAAUCCAUCUUUUCCGGUCUAGUAAUGAUGUAUACGCUAUGAGAAAACUGCAGGAAGACCCUAAGACAACACAUAUUGAGGAAUUUUCCAUGGGUAAAUCGCCAACAGUUAGUAAUAUUCGGACUGCAAAGGAACUUUCAAGUAAAAGUGAUAAGACAAUUAUCCUUCCUGAAACAUCAAAUUUUGGUGCGGUAGAUCUAUUUUACACACCAGAUAUGAUGUUUCAGGUUACGGUGUCCAACAAUCAUCCAAUCAAACAAGUCGAGCUAAUUAAUAUAGUUGAAAAUAUGCCGGCCUAUAAAAGGAAUAACCCGAUUUAUUUAGUCUUUGUAGUACCGGACGAUAUAUAUGACACUUAUAAGUAUCAAGAUAUUGUAACAAAAGAUGCGAACAGUAGGAGCUUUCGAAAGGUCAAAAAACAGGACGCUAAACUCGAUAAUGUUCAACAAUGGGUCUUAAAAAUCGAUACUAGUAUGAGUAAGUCGACUAAGUUUGUAAAAGCAAAAGUUGAUUCACCAGUAACGACAGAUGAUACUAGUAUGAGUAAGUCGACUAAGUUUGUAAAAGCAAAAGAUUUUAUGCAAAGCCUUAAAUUCGGAUUAUCAUCCGGAUCUUCAUCUAUAGUUGGGUCAGAUUCAUCUGCAAUAGUGCCACCA
Messenger RNA from Funneliformis caledonium, 1640 nucleotides. NCBI's taxonomy places the organism in Eukaryota, Fungi, Glomeromycota, Glomeromycetes, Glomerales, Glomeraceae. The record is from the annotation of a GenBank genome assembly.